This is a messenger RNA of Aspergillus clavatus NRRL 1, 1047 nucleotides long. Its product is annotated as seipin. NCBI's taxonomy places the organism in Eukaryota, Fungi, Ascomycota, Eurotiomycetes, Eurotiales, Aspergillaceae. Gene Ontology annotation, cellular component: endoplasmic reticulum membrane. The transcript is spliced from 4 exons. The record is from RefSeq and is a predicted model, not a curated record. The coding region runs from base 1 to 1047 and encodes 348 amino acids. Gene Ontology annotation, biological process: lipid storage; lipid droplet organization.
AUGGCCUCCAUCCAGGACGCCCUGCUAACACCCGUCCGCGCCCUCGUUUCGAAACCAGCACAGAAAGCAUAUCUGGGCACCCUGUUAUUUGUGAUUACAGCUAUUGGGCUAUCGCGUGAUGUGCAUUUGCAGUUCGGUGAUGGCCAUCCCUGGGGAACCGCUUCUCUGGGCCCAGAGCUGGUGUCUCAGCAAGCAUACGAUGUCACCGUGAAACUCGAACUCCCACGGACACCCCCCAACCUUGCAGCCGGAAACUUCAUGCUGGAUCUGUCUCUCUUUUCUCGGCCGUCGACGGCCCCGGGGAUCAGUCGAAACAUCUCGGCGGACCGCAUCACGCACUCGCGCCGCCCGACUAUCCUUACGUAUACAUCGCCCAUGGUGGACACGGCCAGCAAGAUAUCGCUCCUGCCGCUGUAUGUGCUGGGCUGGCACCGGGAAGCGGAAACUCUGGUGGUGCCGAUGCUGGAGAAGAUUGAGUUCCCGAGGGGGUGGCGCAAUCUUCCGACGAGUCUACGACUGGAAGUCGACAGUCAACAGCAGAUGCAGGUUUACUCAGCGAGAGUUGAGUUCAGGGCGCGGUUUAGGGGCUUACGAUGGGUCAUGUACAACUGGAGGAUCCUGUCGUUUUUGGUCUUCAGUUUCGCUUUUUGGAGUGUCUCUAUGGCUUCUACAAGUUUUACAUGGGUUGUCCUGGCCUCGAUCUGGAGCUCUAAGACAGACGAUCGCCUUGCAAUCAAGCGGGAAGACCGUGGGAAGACCCCGAUCAAGGAGGAGCCUGAUGACGAGACAACCGAUCUGUCUGCAUUGGAGUCAUCCUCCGACUCCCAAGAGAAACAACCGCUGAGCAGGACCAAGAAGGAAGAGGAUUCUGAGGAAGAGACAAAGCAACCAUAUACCAGUGACACCGACGAUGAUAGUCCAACUGUUCAUGGUACAAGGCACGCACGGCCGGGAGAGGAAAGUGGUGCAGGAACAGGCCGCGAGAGCGCUGAAGCUCGGGGUGUUCAGCGACGCCGGAGUCGUAUUUCGAAAGAGGAUCGGUCAUAG